AUGAAGGAUCUAGGGAAGCUAAAGUAUUUCCUUGGCAUUGAGUUCUCAAGGUCUCAAAAGGGUAUCUUAAUGUAUCAAACGAAAUAUGCCCUAGAAUUGGUGUCUGAACUUGGCUUAGCAGGAGGAAAACCAGCCUAUACACCUCUUGAGUUCAAUCAAAAACUUACCUCUGUUGAGUUUGAUCAAAUAGUGAAAAACAGUGACUCUGAAGAUGUGCAACUUGAAGAGAAGGGAAAUUAUCAAAGACUAGUUGGGAGGCUCCUGUACCUAAAAAUGACAAGACCAGAUAUAGCCUUUGUUGUUCAAGUACUCAGUCAGUAUAUGCAUGCACCUAAGACCUCUCACAUGGAAGCUGCAAAGAGAGUAGUGAGAUAUAUCAAGUCUACACCUGGACUUGGUCUGUUCAUGCCAACAGGAAGGUGUAACAACCUAAUAGCCUAUUGUGAUCCAGAUUGGGGAGCUUAUGUUGAGUCUAGGAGGUCAAUCACAGGGUAUGUGGUUAAAUUUGGAGAUGCACUGAUUUCUUGGAAGUCAAAGAAACAAGGGACAGUAUCUAGAAGCUCAGCUGAAGUAGAGUUCAGAAGCAUGACAACUACAGUAGCUGAAAUUGUGUGGUUGGUUGGACUUUUCAAAGAGUUAGGAGUGGACAUUUCUCUGCCUGUGCCUCUAAACUAUGACAGCAAGGCAGCAAUCCAAAUUGCUGCACAUCCUAUAUUUCAUGAAUGA
This is a messenger RNA of Nicotiana attenuata, 726 nucleotides long. RefSeq lists its product as uncharacterized. The transcript has a single exon. The record is from RefSeq and is a predicted model, not a curated record. NCBI's taxonomy places the organism in Eukaryota, Viridiplantae, Streptophyta, Magnoliopsida, Solanales, Solanaceae. The coding region runs from base 1 to 726 and encodes 241 amino acids.